This is a messenger RNA of Sphaeramia orbicularis (orbiculate cardinalfish), 1710 nucleotides long. RefSeq names its product pappalysin-2-like. The transcript is spliced from 14 exons. Gene Ontology annotation, molecular function: metalloendopeptidase activity. Gene Ontology annotation, biological process: cell surface receptor signaling pathway; proteolysis. The coding region runs from base 1 to 1710 and encodes 569 amino acids. NCBI's taxonomy places the organism in Eukaryota, Metazoa, Chordata, Actinopteri, Kurtiformes, Apogonidae. The record is from RefSeq and is a predicted model, not a curated record.
AUGACAGCGCAGAGAGUCAGAUAUGGUGAACCCAGUCAGUGUUAUGUUUUUGACGGGGAUGGCGUUUGUGAGGAGUUUGAGCGGGGUUCCAGCGUUCAGGACUGUGGUUACUUCACGCCGUUGGGUUACACCGACCAAUGGGCAUCCACCGCCACCGCCUCCCACCAGGACCCCCGCCACUGCCCUGCAAACGCCGCCACAGGGGAGCCAACGCUGGCCAAGCUCUGCAGGUACCAGCACCUGGAAAUGAGUGACAAACCGCCUCCUGAUGCCUGGUUCCCCUGCACAGCCCCCAUCGACACAAGCAACGACCUGGAACAUUCAUUUUGGCUGAAGGUGGGAUUCGCCCAUCCUGGGGUGGCGGCCUCGGUGAUGGUCUACCUGGCCUCAGAUGGAUCCUGGUCUGGGGAACAGUGUCGGAGAACCGCCACCAUCCUGCUGUCGGACACCACCGGGAAGAACCACUCAUUAGGGACACAUGACCUGUCGUGUCAUCGGAACCCGUUGGUGGUCAACGUGACCCAUGACCUCUCUCGCCCCUUCUUCCUCACCUCCUCCGUCAUCCUCUUGUUCUCGUCUUCCUCGAUGGCGGUGGGAGGCGUGGCCCUGAGGACCUCCUGCCACUUCAGCACCUUCGCCCUGACCGGUUGCUUGCGACAGCCGUGUCAGAUGGACAACUGCAGCCCUCCUCAGUUAGACCACGCCUCCGUCAGGUGUACAGGAGGAGGGGAGGCGUCUCGCUGCUCGGUCAGAUGUCACCGUGGUUUCAGUGUGACCGUCCUGAGCGGCAGAGGAAGUCCACCACACCAGAGGGAGACCAAACUGGAGUGUUUCCACGGAUCCUGGGAUCGGAUCGUCAGCUGUCAGCCCGUGGACUGCGGUCCACCAGACCAGUCUCACGUCUACCACGCCAUCUUCAGCUGCCCCUGGGGAACCACCUUUGGUAAACAGUGUACCUUUACCUGUGGAUCACCAGCCAUUCUCCAGGGUGACAGUGACAGGCUGGUGUGUUUGGAGGACGGCCUGUGGUCUUUCCCUGAGGCCUACUGUAAGAUCGAGUGUCCAGAGGCUUCAGGCGUAAACAACGCCAAGCUCCUGACGGCGGACUGCCUGGCCACGGGGCACGACGUCGGCUCCGUCUGCCGGUACAAAUGCGACCCGGGCUACUACGUGAUCGGGAGCCUCAAAAAGAAGACACCGAGGAAGUACUUCAGGUUAGAGUGUCUGGAAGGAGGGCAGUGGGAGGACGGCGGCUGCGAGCCCAUAUCCUGCCCCGCCAUCGCAGACAUAUUCCAGGGCAUGUACACCUGCACCAACGGACGCUUCUACGACUCCACGUGCACGCUGCAAUGCCCCGACCCAGCAGAAAACAGUGUGAUCCGUUGCACUAAAGACGGCGUAUGGACGGCGUCGUUCUCCAUGUGUUCGAGGCUCCAGGGCUCGUGCUCGCCUCCUCCUGAUCUCCAUUCGGUGGAGUACAGCUGUGACCAGGGAACGGCUGUGGGUGCCGUUUGCUUCCCAACAUGCAUUGUGUCUCUGGACAUGGAUCUGCGUGACCCGGUGGUUCUGCCAAACGGCACUACGGCGGAGUCUUUAAACCACUGGAUCCUGCCCACCAAAGUCCAGAGCAUAAUCUGCACCGGGCUGAUGAAGUGGUAUCCCGACCCUCGACACAUCCACUGCAUCCAGUCAUGUGAGCAGGUAUUCUGA